Messenger RNA from Varanus komodoensis (Komodo dragon), 7461 nucleotides. RefSeq names its product PLAG1 zinc finger (gene PLAG1). The coding region runs from base 1215 to 2717 and encodes 500 amino acids. Gene Ontology annotation, cellular component: cytoplasm; nucleus. Gene Ontology annotation, biological process: cell fate commitment; regulation of transcription by RNA polymerase II. Lineage: Eukaryota; Metazoa; Chordata; Lepidosauria; Squamata; Varanidae. Gene Ontology annotation, molecular function: RNA polymerase II cis-regulatory region sequence-specific DNA binding; histone deacetylase binding; DNA-binding transcription factor activity. The transcript has 8 exons. The record is from RefSeq and is a predicted model, not a curated record.
GCAUACACUACAAUGGCUGCUGGAAAGAGGGGAAAGCAAACAAUUUCCAGGCCCGCCGCGUCCAGCCCGAAAUAUGGGGAAAAAAUUACAGAAAAAUCGGAGAACCCUGUAAAAGGCGGGAAGAGGGCGCUCAGGGGAUGCUGAGGCUCCCGCGCCCCCUUCAGCCCCUGAAAAUCUGUUCUUGAAGACUGGAGAACCCUUGGGAAUAAUGUGAGAUAUGGUGCAGGAAACUGCAGAUGGAUUGAGGAAAUGGUAAAAGUGUCCCCUUCUGUGAACUGAAGAGCAAUGUAACAUCCAGUAAAUAAGAAGACAAAGAGGCAGCUGGAAAGCAGGAAUAGACCACAGCAUCUGAAGACCAGAUUAUGUUGAGGAUCCUAUUAACCAAUAAUAGAAGAAAAAAUAUGGAACCUUGUAUGACCACAACUAUCAGAAACAAAAACAGACUACCUUGAAAACUCCAUGUAUCUGUAAUACACUGUAAUUCUGGAUUUUAAUGUAUGCUUUAACAACAAAUUCCAGAAGCCAUCUUGGAAAGGACUUUGCUGUCAUAGCCAAAAACCUGAAGAUCAAUAUAGGAAACUUUUGUAACCACAAGCUUUUUUUCUGUACAGUUAUUAAUGUGUCGCUAUAUAAGGGAGGGGGAAGGGAGUUACCACACUUUCAGUUCAUUUGCAACCUCUGGCUUGGCUAUAUUGGUUAUCCCAACCUGCAGAGAAAGAUUGAGACUGAUAAUACAAAUGAAGAUGUGGAUGUAUGAAGGCUAAGUUGUAGGUAGAAAUGAAUUAACUGGCUCAGCAGGAAGUAAAUAAUCUCACCUACUGUGCAUGUGAAGGCUUUGGGCGUUGUGGAUCAUUGCACUAUUGAAGAAUAUUAAUAGGCAUCAACUUUAUAUACUGUGCAGUGCACACACACAAAAAUGAAGAAAAAUGAAUAGAUCAGCAAAAAUGGGAAGCACUGGAUUCUGGUUUGCUCCUAGACAUGUCAGUGGAACUGGUUAAGACCAAAAUCUGAAGGUUUUUCUUCGUUAUCCGUCACCAGGUGUGCACUGAACAGAGGCUACCAUAAAUCUGUUUUGAGUAUGAACACCUUUUAAAAUGUCCCCUUUUGCUUUCUUUAACGACCACAUGAAACUUGAGAAGCCAUCUAAAGCUAAAUCAUUUAGUGGAGUUGGGCAAUUCCCAAGUGUCCAACAAGAAGGCCUGGUUUAGGCUGCGAUGGCCACAGUCAUUCCUGGUGAUUUGUCAGAAGUAAGAGAUACCCAGAAAGUCCCUUCAGGGAAACGUAAGCGUGGUGAAUCCAAACCAAGAAAAAACUUUCCCUGCCAACUGUGUGACAAGGCCUUUAACAGUGUUGAGAAAUUAAAGGUUCACUCAUACUCUCACACAGGAGAGAGGCCCUACAAGUGCACGCAACAAGACUGCACCAAGGCCUUUGUUUCUAAGUACAAAUUACUAAGGCAUAUGGCUACUCAUUCUCCUGAGAAAACCCACAAGUGUAAUUAUUGUGAGAAAAUGUUUCAUCGAAAAGAUCACCUAAAGAACCAUCUACAUACACAUAAUCCCAAUAAAGAGGCCUUUAAGUGUGAAGAAUGUGGAAAGAACUACAACACGAAGCUUGGGUUUAAGCGUCACCUGGCUUUGCAUGCUGCAACAAGUGGUGACCUCACCUGUAAAGUAUGUUUGCAAACAUUUGAAAGCACAGGGGUGUUGCUAGAGCACCUAAAAACUCACGCAGGCAAAUCAUCAGGUGGGGUGAAAGAGAAAAAGCACCAGUGUGAACAUUGUGAUCGUCGGUUUUACACCCGCAAGGAUGUCCGAAGACACAUGGUAGUGCACACUGGAAGAAAGGACUUCCUUUGUCAGUAUUGUGCACAGAGAUUUGGCCGGAAGGAUCACCUAACACGGCAUAUGAAGAAAAGUCAUAACCAAGAACUUCUGAAGGUCAAAACAGAGCCAAUGGACCUUCUAGACCCAUUUACUUGCAAUGUUUCUGUGCCUAUAAAGGAUGAGCUGCUUCCAGUGAUGUCUUUAUCUUCCAGUGAACUGACAUCAAAGCCAUUUACAAACACUUUGCAGUUAAAUCUCUACAACACUCAGAUUCAGUCCAUGCAGAGCUCAACAUCUGCACACCAAAUGGUUGCCACAUCAUUACCUUUAGGAAUGUCUUGUCCAAUAGAUAUGGAAUCUGUCCACCCUUCUCACCAGCUUUCUUUAAAAUAUCCACUCAGUUCUACCUCGUAUACAGUUUCUAUGUCUGAUAAAGAGCAGCCAUUGAAAGGGGAAAUUGAAAGUUACUUAAUGGAAUUGCAAAGUGGAAUGCCUUCAUCCCAAGAUUCUCAAGCAUCUUCAUCUAAAUUAGGGUUGGAUUCUCAAGUAGGUCCACUAGAUGAUGGAUCUGGGGAUGUUGCCCUUUCUAAAAGUUCUGUUUCUAUUAGUGAACCUCUAAGCACACCAUCACUGGACUUUUCUCAGUUAUUCAAUUUUAUACCAGUAAAUGGACCUCCUUUUAAUCCUUCUGUUUCUGUGGGAAAUCUUGGAAUGGGUUACACACAGGAGGAGGCACAUUCAUCUAUGACUCAGCUUCCUCCACAGGCACAAGAUCCACAAGACCCUGGUAAUGGUAUAGGGCUUGGGUCUUUGCAUUCACUGUCAGCAGCUUUCACAAGCAGUCUAAACACAACCACAACCCUACCACGUUUCCAUCAAGCUUUCCAAUAGGAUGAAAAAUAGCCUUGUGACAAUUUUAUUUGUAGAAAUGCCUUAGAUUAAUGUAGUGCCUACUAUGUCAUUUGUAAAUCUACUUUUGUACAGUACCAAUUUCAUUAAGCCAGUAUGAAAUUCAAAUUAACUUUUAAAAUAUUUUGAAUGUGUUCAUUCACAAUUGUUUACUUUUAUUUUUUAAAACUGUCUGUAUUCACACUGCCAACAGACCCACACACACAUAUAAAGAACCAUUCCCAAAAUGUUACAUGUCCCAUAUUUUAAAACUUCAUUAAGAUUUGGUAAUUCCAUAGGUCAAUGGAAUGGUGGCUAUUUUAAAAACUUAAGAAUAGCAACAAAGCACUAAUAUUAAUACAAGUCAGUUCCUAAAAAUACAGCUUUCUUUGUAACCUAAAAUACUGAUUUAUGAAUACAUUUGUUACUGUUGUAUGAAAAACUGUAGAGCAUUUAUAGUUUUCUUAGAAGAUUGGAAGGAUCUACAAUUGCUUAAAUACUUUCACCAGAUUAGAGAGGAAGAACUCUCUCAUUUAAGUGCAAUUACAAAGUAGUAUAAUUUGGCAAGAAAAGUAUGCCUAAUUAGCAAGUUUAAAAAGUGAAAAAUUAAGAGCUGGCUUUGAAAUAUAAAAUAUAACUUCAUUAUUUCUUUUUUUAAAAAACCAUCUUUUCUAGAUGUCAUCCAGAAGGUGGGUUAAAUCCAGCACAAACAUUUUAUAUGCUGUCAAUUUGAUUAGCUUGCAGUCAGAAAAUGAAUGUACAUUUGCAAAUACAUGUUUCCAUGUUUUCAUUGGAGUAGAUCUUUUAAGCUGUGUUUCAUGAUGUGUAAUCAUGCCCUAAAAACAACAAAGGUGGUAAUCACAGUUACCAUACCUGGGUAUUUGGCUAGUGAUCUUUUUUCAAUGCCAAGAAUUAAGAACAGGACUCUUAGGAGUGAAGUAAAAGCAUAUUGCUUAUGCCACUUUUACCUAAUACAAGGGUAUUUAGGAAAAGUAACAAAAAAUGGCUACUUAUGCUGUAUGUCACAUUUAUGUUGCUUUCCAGAACACCCUUUUCUAUUCUCUAUCCCCUGAAAACCAAAAGAGGGAAUAACUGUGAUAUAUAAAUGCAAAAUCUAGUUUUGCUAUAACUUGGAAAUAUUGUAUUCCUUGUCAUUUUAAGAGGAUUUUUUUUUAAAAAAAUGCAUAAUUCUCUCCAGUAAUUUGUGUGGAUGAAUACAUAGGUUUAAAGUGGUUAAAAUAUACUUCACAAAAACAAAAGUUGCUCCCAUUGAGGAGCUUUUGCUCCCAAUAUUUGUAUCAUUAGUUCCUACUUUUUUAUCGUAGGAACAAUAUGCAGGUGUGAUUUUGCUAUUUUAUACUGAUGUAUUUAAAUUUUAGUACUGAAUGGUAACUUUUUAUAAAUGUUUAUGUUCCAAAGGCAUUAAAAUAAGGAUGUAUUAAUAAGGAAAAUACCUUUUCAAAACUUUGCAAGCUGCUCCAAUAUGCUGUGAGAAUACUUUCUCAAAGUAGACUCUAGCUCUGCUGCAUGAUCGCUUCCUUUAGUUUCUAUGAAACAGAUUGCUAAAAUAUAUCUCUAGUGGAAUGAUUUGUUCAAUAUUGCUUUCCAGCCUUUUAGCACCAUCAUUUUAAGGGGAAAACAUAUCAAAAGAAAAUUGGAAAUAGUACAAAAUACUUUAUGGUCCAAAUGGCAUAAAGCUAGUAGAAAUUUCCUUCUUUUUUUGUACUAGAAAGGAUAGAAAGGUUUUACCUCUUCAAAUGAAACGUAUCCUAUAAGGAAAUUAAACAACCGAAAGUGCUUUUCUGUAGAUGUUGAAUAUGAUCAACACCUUAUGGCACAUGCUGGCCUUCUUUGUCCAUUUUUUCAAUUCAAACUAUUGUGUUUGUUACUGGGAAACAUCAUCAGACAACUGUUGGAAAAGUUUUACACUUAUUUCAGAAGUGAGUUGAACUAGUUUUAACCUUUCAGUUUCUAACAGAGGCUUACCACUACAUUAGUUACGGUGUUUGACAGGGAUGGUAUGUACAAAGCAUGUUUCAGCAAUGUUGUUUUCAGUGUUAGUUGCUGGUUAACUUGAUUUUUUUAAAAACUAGUUUUUCCAGUACUCUUUAUACAUAUGAAGACUCCAUAUUGUUAUGGCAGUUCCUUCAGGAUCAAAAAUGGGAUUGAUUAAAGAGACAGGUGCACUUCAAAUAAGUAGUAGGACCUCAGACAAGAUAUUGAACCUCAUUCAGUUAGUACUUCAUGUAGCUAUACCUUGUGUGCAAGCCACUGAAGUAAAGUGUAUGAAUAUAUGGAAGCAGAAUGACAGUGUAGGCGUUAUUUACACAUUAGUGCUUUAUGACUAUCAUUUAGGCAGAAAUUUUGUUGGCGAUAAAAAAUGUCAAUCUUAAAGCCUAUUUUGUAGUUACCAGGUUAAUUCUUAAGAGUGAAGUGUGGUGUGUGCUGGCUGAUCAUACACCACACUUUGUACAACUUCUAAACUUCUGCUAUGGAUUUUAAAAAUAUUAUAUAUAUAAUUUGCUUGUGUUUUAUUAGUAGUGAAUUGUGGAAUAGAGUGAUUUAUUCAUUUGGCAGUAGAGGUUUUCAAAAACCGUAUACUGACUAAAACAUGAGCCAGACCUGAUUGCUUUAUUAAGCUAAUAAUGAAUGUUAAGAGUACAUAUUUUCAGGAUCUUUUGCCUAGUGAGCUCUUUAUGUAUUGUAGGUUGGGUGUGUGUGUGUGUGUGUGUGUGUGUGUUUUGUUUGUGUGUAUGUACGUAUGUAUGUGGGUGUGUAAGUAUGGGUGUUUUAAACUAAAGCUCCGAUCAACUUCUGUGUUACACAUAAUACAAGAUAUAGCACUUUCAAAAAGAAAACCUAAACCUUAUAAAAGAUAAUUUCUUACAGGUUAUGCUUUCUAUUAUAAAAUCUUAUAUUAUAAUUUUUCAAGUGCCAUUAGAUGACAUAUGUGGGCCUUUGGUAUAAUGCUUUGGGUACAAAAUGGUAAACAUUUGUAACUUUUAACAGGUACAUCUUAAAGUGUUUUUGUAUCAAUUUGCUAUAUUGCACAGAACCAGUGUGUCUUUUUAAAGGGUUUUACAGUGGAUUUCUUGGUUUACAUGUUUCAAACUAUGCCGUCUUCUACUGCCAUUUAAUAGCAGUCCAAAAUUGAGUGGUCAACAUUAGUUAAGUGUAUACUCAAAUCUUGGAGGUUGCAGUCAUGUGCCCACUAAUACUAGGUAAGUCCCACACAUUUCAGUGGGAAUUACAUGUGUGAAAAUAGGCACAGGAGUUCAGCCUUACAUCUCAGUCCUAUGUAUGUUUACCUGGAAGAUCCACUAAAUUCAAUGGAAUUUACUUCCAAAUAAAUACACAUAGGAUUGCAACUUUCAGAAUGUUUAAUAAGCAGUGUUCUAAAGAUAUGAUGUCCUACCAUAGCUAUGCUGCUGUUGAAAUUCAAAUAGGGUUGAUCCUGUGCCUGUAUAAAGAGAAGGAUUAAGCUCUUAAGUAUUUGUCUCAUACACUGGUUUAGCAGCUUAAAAUGACGUGCCUCUUAGUAAUAAAAACUUAUACAUUAUUUGCUAUGGAGUACAUCAUGUAGGUUCAGUUGCCUGUCUGCAUCCUGUCAGUAUAUAGUGAAAACAGCCAUCUAUUUGACAUUAAAGGAAGACCAUUUAAAGUGAUGCCAUGGUAAUUAAAAUAUAUUUUAGUCCCUUAAUCCCUAUAAGGGUGGUGGUGUGUUGAAAGUCCAUGUCUUUUGAAAAGUAUUUAACCCUAAAAAUGACACAGAUUAUUGCUAAAUGCAUGUAUAUACUUUUCAGUAUAAGCUUCAGUGGUACAGUUGAACCAGAAUGAAUGUUUAUCUUCUCAGAAACACUCCUGCAAAUAUAGUGGAUCAUGCUGCUAAUAUAACUUGGGAUACAACUCCUCUCAUGGUGCUACAGACCUCCCUGUCUCAUUUAGACUGAUGUAUUUUUAUCCAUAGAGAAAGGCCUAUACUAGAUUUAUAGAUGUAUGAUAUAUUUUUAUACUGUGACUUAAUUUGUCAUUAAUGAUUUUUGUACACCACCAUGUUUUCAUAUGCACUUGCAAAAGGAGAAACUUGGACAUGCAAAUUAUACCCAGAUAAGCCUAUUCUCAAAACUAGAAGAUGACAAUUGAAAGGGGGCUUUUGAUAUGGUGUGAAGUGAAGAACAUACUUAUUUCUAAGACCCCUUUGAAUAUUGACAAACUGGGAAACAAUAUAAAAAGGAUGACACCUGAACCUGAGUUGGAUUGCUGAAAUUAUAUUUUUAGAUAGUGAGCAAUGUUUGGACUUGUGUGCUAAAAUGUUUUAAUGAUACAGAUUUUGAGUCAAAAUAGAAAUGCAUUCCAGACUGAAUUUGUGUAUUUCAUUUAAAAUUACUAUCCUGUGAUAUGGGAAAUUGCGUUGCUUAUCAUGUAUAUGUACUUUAAAAUGUAUUCACAAACUACUGUUGUACUUGUAUAAAAUAUAGACAAAAGAUUGCAUAUAUAUUUUUGUGUAUAAGCUCUGUAAAAUAGCUAUCACAUUAUGAAGCUGCAGCAAAAUUUCAUUUUAGACAUUCAUAUCCAAAGAAACAGACUAUUUAUUGUCCACAUACCCUGAUAAAAAAUAUAACUUGCUGCUAUUAAACAAUAGUGCUGCAGCUUCUUGUGGCCUACAGUGUUAUGUUUGCUGUACAAAAAUAUGUGAACUACACAAAAUAUCAAUAAAACUACAGAAUGGUUUUAGUUAUGUACAAAA